ACUUCCGGACUCCCGGGUAGGGAGGAGCCCCGGGUCAGCAAUGCCAACUGUCCUAACACCCAACACACGGCCGGUGAGGAAAAAGCGCUCGGCCCAGGGUUCCCUCCCCUGCCUUGGGGUGCAUCUGCUCAAACUCUUCCAGUCCCUCAAGCAGAAAUGGUGUGGGUUCUGGGCCAGAACCCUCUUGCAGUGACUCAAAGCCGCCAACCGUGCCGGAAGGACAGGGUGGAUGGCCCUUAGCCUCCUCUCCCUUCUGAACUGGUUCACGCCACCCCAGUGGCUUCAGUCCCGGGUGCUGUCGUCUUUUCCGUGUGACUCCCCUCCGCUUUGCUUCUCAUACUUCCUCUGGUUUUCCUGCCUCCCUCUUCCGCGGUGGGAUGCAAAGCUGGACCAAGGCCUCCCGGGAAGAGCUCUGCCAUCAAAGAACACAGCACAGGGCCAGGCCCGGCCCAUGGACCCUUCUCCAGACAACCCGACGGCACCAGUGGGGCUGCUCUCCUAAGCCACAGAGGGCCUGGGCACACGGUCCUCUGGGAGGAGCCAUGGUGUUUAGGAGGGGCAGGGGCAGCUCCCAGUGGUGGCCUGGACUGGGAGGUUGCCCUGGCCCCCUAGGCAUGUUCAGGGCUUUCUUGCUACUUGUCAGCCUGCCUUUGGGAGCCCGGGGAAUAGCCACUGCCAACCUCAGCACAGCUCUGGGCCAUACUGUGCCGCUGACAGGGGGCCAAUACUUGAGCAUUGGGGAUGGCUCUGUGAUGGAAUUUGAAUUCCCAGAAGAGAGCGAGGGCAUCAUUGUAAUCUCGAGCCAGUACCCAGGCCAGGGCAACAGGACAGGGCCUGGCCCCAUGCUGAGGGUCACCUCCUUGGACACAGAGGUGCUGACCAUCAAGAAUGUGAGUGCCAUAACCUGGGGCGGUGGGGGCGGCUUUGUGGUGAGCAUCCACUCGGGCCUGCCUGGGCUGGCCCCACUCCACAUCCAGCUCCUGGACCCCCACGAGGCCCCACCCAUGCUAAUUGAGGAACGGAGAGAUUUCCGCAUCAAGGUCUCACCUGCUGAAGACACCCCCACCACCCUUGGCACCGACUUGGUCCACUUCUCGGAGAACCCAAUACUCUACUUGCUCCUGCCUCUUAUCUUUGUCAACAAGUGUUCAUUUGGGUGCAAAGUAGAACUCGAGGUUCUGAAGGGGCUCCUGCAGAGCCCCCAGCCCAUGCUGCUGGGCCUCCUAGGCCAGUUCCUGGUCAUGCCCUUCUAUGCUUUCCUGAUGGCCAAGGUCUUCAUGCUGCCCAAGGCCCUGGCUCUAGGCCUCAUCAUCACCUGCUCGUCGCCUGGCGGCGGGGGUAGCUACCUCUUCAGCCUCCUCCUUGGAGGGGACGUCACCCUGGCCAUUUCCAUGACUUUCAUCUCAACAGUGGCUGCCACCGGUUUCCUGCCAUUGUCCUCAGCCAUCUACAGCCGCCUGCUCAGCAUCCAUGAAACACUUCACGUGCCCAUCUCCAAGAUCCUGGGGACCCUGCUGUUCAUCGCCAUCCCCAUAGCAGCAGGCGUGGUGAUCAAGUCCAAGCUCCCCAAGUUCUCCCAGUUGCUGCUGCAGGUCAUCAAGCCCUUCAGCUUUGUGCUUCUCCUGGGUGGCCUCUUCCUGGCCUACCGCAUGGGGGUCUUCAUCCUGGCAGGCGUCAGGCUGCCCAUCGUGCUGGUGGGCCUCACAGUGCCCCUGGUUGGCCUCCUGGUGGGCUACUGCCUGGCCACAUGCCUGAAGCUGCCAGUGGCCCAGCGGCGGACGGUCAGCAUUGAGGUAGGGGUACAGAACAGCGUGCUGGCCUUGGCCAUGCUGCAAUUGUCCCUCCGUCGCCUUCAAGCAAACUACGCCUCCCAGGCCCCCUUCAUUGUAGCACUGAGUGGCACCUCAGAAAUGCUGGCCUUGGUCGUUGGCCACUUCAUCUAUAGCAACCUCUGCCCAGUCCCCUGAGGCCCCUGGGUCAAGCUUUCACCACCCUUCGCCCCCACCCUCCACCCACUGUACCCACACUUCUUGUGUACCAAAGGCCUUCAGCUCUCAUGCACUAUGCACUCAGAAAAAAAAUCCAGGCUUAUUUUUUUUACUGGUUUUUUAUUCUCCAGCUUUCAGUGCCAAAGAGGCCAUGCUGAGUUAGGUAGGUGGGCACUGCUCAGAAAAUAUAUUUCAAUAAAAGAGAGAAGCAAGCUUGGG
Messenger RNA from Odobenus rosmarus divergens (Pacific walrus), 2207 nucleotides. RefSeq names its product solute carrier family 10 (sodium/bile acid cotransporter family), member 3 (gene SLC10A3). Gene Ontology annotation, molecular function: bile acid:sodium symporter activity. Gene Ontology annotation, biological process: bile acid and bile salt transport. Gene Ontology annotation, cellular component: membrane. The coding region runs from base 378 to 1967 and encodes 529 amino acids. The record is from RefSeq and is a predicted model, not a curated record. The transcript has 2 exons. NCBI's taxonomy places the organism in Eukaryota, Metazoa, Chordata, Mammalia, Carnivora, Odobenidae.